Amphibalanus amphitrite is the source of this 4683-nucleotide messenger RNA. RefSeq names its product neutral alpha-glucosidase AB-like (gene GCS2alpha). The transcript has 14 exons. NCBI's taxonomy places the organism in Eukaryota, Metazoa, Arthropoda, Thecostraca, Balanomorpha, Balanidae. Gene Ontology annotation, biological process: carbohydrate metabolic process; N-glycan processing. Bases 440 to 3193 code for a protein of 917 amino acids. Gene Ontology annotation, molecular function: alpha-glucosidase activity; carbohydrate binding. The record is from RefSeq and is a predicted model, not a curated record.
GCAUUUACUUCGGGAGUCAAAACUAUGGGGAGCCGUAGUCAACUCAAAGUCAACUUUUCGAUGACUUGGAGAUCGUGCCGGCGCUCGACCCCGGAUGAUAAGGCGUUUUAGUGUGAUAUCAUUUAGAAAUAAUUGAUCUGUUGGUCAAUCAUACAAGCAUUGUAUUUAUCCUUCGAAGGAGUCCAAGCCAUUUAGCCACUUUCGAGUUAAAGGAAUCGGUUAGGCUGGUGCGAUUGUCGCACUUCGUUAAAAACGAAUACCAAUUCUUGACACUGAAUUGGAGGCGUACCCUCAUGAGAUGUGGGAGUGCUUAUAAAUAGAAAUAUAGGUACCUACUGUUAUAUCGUUAGUGAUUACCCUGUGAUUCUACCAGAGUGUGAGGUUUAGCCUUGUAAUUUUCUCGUGAGAUUUGAACCGUCGACAUAAACAUCACAAAGCCAUGCUAAGAUGGAUAGUAUAUCUGGCAGUUUUUGGCUGCCUCUCUGUAGCAGUGGACCGUGGGAAUUUCAAGACCUGUGAUCAAAGUAGCUUCUGCAAGCGGAACCGGGCACUGACGCCGGGCCAGUCGCCGUACCGCGUGUCGCCCGACUCUGUGGCGGUCUCCGGCGCGGAGGUGACGGCGCGGCUGCAGGACGGCGCGGCCGCCGGCGCCGUGCCGCUGCGCCUCACACUCACAGCACUGGCCGACACCACAGUCCGUCUGUUCGUGGUCGAGGAGACCCCGCUGCGGCCGCGCUACUCGCCGCAGUACGCUCUCGAGCGGCCGCCCACCGCCGACCCUGCCGGCUUCAAGGUGGUCUCGCAGACGGCCGAGCGGCUGCACUUGUCGUUUGGCACGGACGGCCAGCUGGUGCUCAGCUACGAGCCAUUCCAGCUGGAGGUGGCCCGGGCCGGCACCACCGUCAUCACCGUCAACUCGGCCGGCCUGUUCAACUUCGAGCACUACCGCCCCAAGCCGCAGCCGAAGGAGGCGGCGGCGGAGGCGGAGGGAGGCGAGGCCAGCGACCAGGAGCAGCCGGCCGCCGACAGUGAGCAGCCAGGCCAAUGGGAGGAGAACUUCAAGACGCACCGGGACAGCAAGCCGCACGGACCGUCGUCGGUGGGCGUGGAUGUGACCUUCCCCGGCUCGGCUCACGUGUACGGCAUUCCCGAGCACGCCGACAACUUUGCCCUCAGUGACACCAAGUCAGGAGAGCCGUACCGGCUGUACAAUCUGGACGUGUUCGAGUAUGAAGUGGGCAACCCGAUGGCGCUGUACGGUUCCGUGCCAGUCGUACUCUCACAGAGCGCCACGCACGGGGCGGCCGGCGUGUUCUGGCACAACGCCGCCGAGACGUGGGUGGACGUGCGCUCGGAGCCCGACUCGGGCCUGGUGUCGACCGUCACCUCGUACCUGGGUGGCAGCCGCGCGCAGGCCAGCAAACACCUGCACUGGAUCUCCGAGUCCGGCGCGCUGGAUGUGUUCCUGAUGCUGGGCCCGACGGCGGCCGAUGUGAUGAGGCAGUACAAACAGCUGACGGGCGUCACUCAGCUGCCGCCGCUGUUCGCCCUGGGCUACCACCAGUGCCGGUGGAACUACAACGACCAGCGUGACGUGGCCGAGGUGGACUCUCAGCUGGACAGACACGAUCUGCCGUUCGACACCAUCUGGCUCGACAUCGAGCACACGGACGGAAAACGCUACUUCACCUGGGACAGUCACAAGUUCCCCUCGCCGGAGGAAAUGAUCCGUAACGUGACGUCACGCGGCCGCAAGAUGGUCACCAUUAUCGACCCGCACAUAAAGCGCGACAACGGCUACUUUGUGCACGCGGACGCCACGGCCAACGGAUACUACGUCAAGGAUCGCGACGGAAACGACUUCGACGGCUGGUGCUGGCCCGGCUCCUCGGGCUACCUGGACUUUUUCAACCCGGCCGUCCAGGAGUACUGGGCGUCCCGGUUCCAGCUGGACAACUACAAAGGCUCCACGCUCGACCUCUACACGUGGAACGACAUGAACGAGCCGAGCGUCUUUAACGGACCAGAGGUGACGAUGCACAAGGACGCGCAGCACCACGGCGGCUGGGAGCACCGCGACCUGCACAACGAGUACGGCAUGCUGGUACCGAUGGCCACGGCCCGCGGCCAGGUGGCCCGCUCGGGCGGCACGCUGAGGCCGUUCACGCUGACUCGCGCCGCGUUCGCGGGCUCUCAGCGGUUUGGCGCCAAGUGGACGGGCGACAACACGGCCCAGUGGUCUCACCUGAAACACUCGCUGCCCAUGUUACUCUCCAGCUCCGUGGCCGGGAUCUCCUUCAUCGGCGCCGACAUCGGCGGCUUCUUCGGCGACCCGGACCCGCAGAUGCUGGUGCGCUGGUACCAGGCUUCCGCCUUCCAGCCGUUCAUGCGGGCGCACGCGCACAUUGACACGCGCCGCCGCGAGCCGUACCUGUUUGGUGAGGAAACCACGCGACUGGUGCGCGCCGCACUGCGCCAGCGCUACCGCUUCCUGCCGCUCUGGUACACGCUGUUCUACGAGAACGAGCUGACGGGCAUGCCGCCGAUGCGGCCGCUGUUCUUCUCGUUCCCCGGAGAUACGUCUGUGUACGGUACGGAUGAUGAGUACCUGAUCGGCGAGGCGCUGCUGGUCCACCCGCAGACGGAGCAAGACGGCCGCUCGGUGUCCGUGUAUUUCCCGGGCGCCGACACGGUGUGGUAUGAUGUGGAUACGGCCGAGAGGUUCGUCCAUGGCACCAGCACCGUCAGCACGCCCCUUGACAAGAUCCCGGUGUACCAGCGGUCUGGUACGAUCGUACCCACCAAGGAGCGACCGCGGCGCGCCAGCGCUCACCAGGCCUCAGACCCGUACACUCUAACGGUGGCGCUGGACGCUGCAUGGACCGCCACCGGUACCCUCUACACGGACGACGGCGCCUCGUUCAGCUACAAGGACGGACAGCACAUCUAUCGCCGGCUCAGCUUCGAAAACAACACGCUCAAGUCCAGCGCCAUCUCUGGCAGCGGUGAGACGGCCGGCUGGGUGGAGCGGGUCGUGGUGCUCGGACUGGACAAGGUGCCCAAAUCGGUCACCGUCACCUCCUCAGGCCGCGAGGAGAACCUCGACUUCAAGUACGACAAGGAUCUGCUGCGACUGGUCAUCAGGAAGCCGGCCGUGAAUGCCGGUGCCGACUGGUCGAUCGUGAUCGCGUAAUGGCCGCCCCGUGGCGGCCGCGCGGCGGCGGGCUGGUCAGUGAUACAGAGCGGCGCGGCGUCGGCCGUGUCUCCUACGGUCUCCCGCGCGUUACGCACAUUCCGGCCGGCAUGACGCCUCGACUGGGACUGGGUGGUGUGGGCCGACUCUCUGGGACCCGGUGGGACCCGGUGGGACUCUGUGGGACUCGGUGGGACUCUGUGGGACUCUGUGGGAGGGUGGGUGUUGGUGGGAGGGCGGUCGCAGCCCUGGUUGUGAUGCUCGCUCCGCCCCAGGCCGCUGUGUUUGGGUGCCCGGUGCUCGGAGACGCCAGCACUGCCGGCGCUAUGCUGUACCCAACAGCGGCAGUUCUGUCUGAGGUCCGCCGGCGUCUGUACCGAACCGGACAGAGGGCUCAAAGGGCCGGCCACGGAGAUACCCACACUGGUGCGUGGUUUACUCAGCCGCGCUAACUCCUACGGGGAGGCGCCGGCGCAAUCUGUUGUCCGCUGUGCAGUGUUGAUGUACCUUUUUUGUCGUCGGUAUCUUAGCGCUAAGCAGGCAAGUAACUUUGUUGCAAGACAAAAGGCGAUGUAUGUUCGUGAGAUUGUUUUCAGUAUCCCCCAACAGAUUCCACCGUUUUAAUUUCCCUGCCUAACGAUUAACGAAUCCCGUCAUCUUUACCGUUUCGCCGCCGUUUUCUGUUGUUUUAGCCAUGUCUCGCUAUACGAUCCUGUCGUCUUCACCGCAAUCUGGUCGCGAUUACGUGCGCCGCUCGCCUGUCUUGCCGGUGGUGGUGGUCCUACCGAUUUUGUGUUUGUCCAUGUUUCUGUUAUUGCUGUGCCUGUGAUGUAAUUUCGUGUCGGUCGUUGUCUGUAACCUAUAAUCUAGUAUUCCUUUGCGUCCAGUCCUCGAUCCAUGCUAUGCUGUUCUUAGUCUGUCCGGGUUCUUUGCCAUCGAGCACGCACCUUGUCGCACUCUCCCGUCGGCCAAUCGUGUGUGGGCGUCUCUCAGUCGUUUUGGCUGCGUCUCGUGUUUAUCUAGUAAUGUCCAUUGCGGGCCUCCUCACCACUAAGGGUUCUCUGCCAGUGAGGAUUCUUUACCAGCGAGGUUUCUCUCUACCAGUGAGGGCUCUCACCAGUGAGGAUUCUUUACCAGCGAGUUAUCACUACCAGCUGGAGCUCUCUCCGUCUCCGGCCUACGAGCCACCGGUGCCGCCGAGUUGACUGCGCGAUAGCUGUUUAUCUGCCCCUCGAGUAUCAGGAUCUGUGACGGAGGACGAUCGUCAGACCAACUGCACGGCCGUGGUGGAGCGCUCCCCUCCCAGCCGUAUAGCUCUAUGACCUGGGGCCGCCGCUCCGCAGUGCCGCUGGCGUCCACCGCACUGCACUGCACCGUCUCGUCUCACGGUGUGCAUCUGUUCGGCCGUGCGGGGCUGUCGCUCGACGGCCCCACGUGUGAUCUAGGUAAUAAGGAUCGGUAAGAAUACAAUACAGGGGUGCGUGAGAUGA